AUGAACGGCAUCAUUCACAACUGCACGCAUCCCGAAUGGAACGACAACGUGCUGAACAAGCUGAGCGAAAAGGAGAUGAUCAUCCAGAUCUUUCACUACAUCGACAGACUAUUCCACGCCGUCAAGCCUCAGAAGCUUAUCUAUCUCGCCAUUGACGGUGUCGCACCUCGCGCCAAGAUGAACCAGCAGAGACAGCGACGCUUGCGCACGGCGCAAGAGUCCAAGGAAGCCCUUGAAAAGGCCCGGGAGACCGGGGAGAAGGUUCAGGAGGACAUGUUUGACUCCAACUGUAUCACCCCUGGCACUGAGUUCAUGGCCAAGCUGUCCGACUACCUCAAGUACUUCAUCCGUAAGAAGAUCAAGGAGGACAGCGCCUGGAGAAAGGUCGAAGUCAUCCUUUCCGGCCAUGAAGUUCCCGGCGAAGGUGAGCACAAGAUUAUGGAGUACAUCCGCAGACAGAAGAUGCUCCCUGAACACGACCCCAACACGCGCCACUGCCUCUACGGCCUGGACGCCGACUUGAUCAUGCUGGCCCUUGCCUCUCAUGAGCCCCACUUUGCCUUGCUCAGAGAAGAGGUCACGUUUGGCCGCCGCAAGAAGAAGCCAGAAGCCACCCCGCCCAAGUUUCAGCUUUUAUUCGUGAACUUGCUGCGCGAGUAUUUGGACGAAGAGUUCAGAACGGAGCUGCCUUUCGGCUAUGACCUUGAGAGGGUCAUCGACGACUUCGUUUUGUUCUGCUUCUUUGUCGGAAACGAUUUCUUGCCCAACCUGCCGUACAUGGACAUUGCCGACGGAGCACUCGACAAAAUGUUUGACAUCUACAGGGAGCUCCUACCAACCCUUGGUGGAUACAUCACCGAGAAAGGAGAAAUCCUCUGGGAGCGCUGCGAGAAGUUCCUGAAGCAGAUCGCCAAGUACGAACAGGAAAUGCUUUCCACGAUGCCGCCCCUGCACCUCGAAGUGCUGGAGCAGAGCUUGCAAUCUGACAACGAAGAGGAAGAAGACCGCCCCGAUGAAGCCGACCGGUCCAAAUUCAACGCAUGGCAGUUAAAGAUGAAGGAGAAACAGAACACCCUUCGCGCCAGUGGCGAGAAGCACCCUGUGGCGAAUGACGAAGGCGGCAACUCGAACGAGGUCGAGGACGCCUUGGCCGAACUUGAUGAGGAAACUGUCGUAUUCGAGGGCGGCCUCAAGGCGAAGAGCGACAGCGAGUACGACUUUGCUGCCAUGGCUGCGGCCAGCGAAAAGUUCAACGAGCAGCGUAACCGACCGAGAGACGAGGAAGAAGAGGAGGAGUACGACGACGACUCCUGGAAGAACUGGUACUACAGGGACAAGUUCAGGAUCGGCCUGGAGAACGAGGAGUACCACAAGCACCUCCGCACGUCCUACCUCGAAGGUUUGGUCUGGGUACUGCGCUACUACUACCGCGGCUGCUGCUCGUGGAACUGGUUCUUCCCGUUCCACUACGCUCCGCUGUGCUCCGAUCUGGUGAACUUGACCUCGUACAAGCUCAAGUUCGACCUGGGCACGCCGUUCUACCCCUUCCAGCAGUUGAUGGGCGUGCUCCCCGCUGCAUCAAAGACUCUCUUGCCUGUGCCCUACCAGGAACUCAUGACAAGAGCCACUUCGCCCAUUAUUGACUUCUACCCUGAGGAAUUCAAGGUGGACAUGAACGGCAAGAGAAACGCGUGGGAAGCCAUUGCACUCAUCCCGUUCAUUGACGAAAAGCGCCUGCUGGAUGCGAUGGACACCGUCGACAAGAAUCGGCUAAGCGAAAAGGAGAGGAAGAGGGACUCGUUUGGUGUGGCAUACGUCUUCUCGUACGAUGCCGCCAACGAGACGCUCUUCCCUACGCCCAUGCCUGGCGUCUUCGCUGAUCUCAACCCUUGCCUGGUCGCCCAAAGGGAGUUCCGCCUGGCUGACUGGGGUCCCGAAGGCCAAAUCACGCCCUACCUUCUGCCCAACGCCAAGUUUGGGCUACAGAACCAACCGGGCUUCCCCACGCUGCAGAACCUGAGGCACACGAGCCAGCUCGCUUAUGCCGGCCUGUCCGUCUUUGGCACCUCCAGCAGGAAGCAGAGUCUGUUGCUGAAGCUGCUACCGCCUGAGGGCCAGGAGCCCAAGGACAAAUUGACGCAGGUCAAUAGCGGUGCCGAAGCUCCCAGCGCCCUCUUGACCAAGGAGCACGCAGUGGACGAUGUUGACGCCAGCCAAGUACAGGACCUCCUCGGCAAGACGAUCUACGUCGAGUGGCCCUACCUCAAGGAAGCGCUGGUUUUGGGCAUCUCUGAUGACGAGUGCCGUACGAGCCAGGCUCAGGGCACCGUCAGACAUUCUGUGGGCGAUUCUGGUGCCUGGCUCAAGGAGAGCAAGUACCAGAGGAACCACUACAAGGCCAAGAAGGGCAUGGACAUCGGCGAGGUCAAGGUGAUGCUGCAUGUGCAAGUCCUCCGUGGCAUGAAAGUGAGGAAGGACGGUUCGCGCGUCAGGAUGUGGCGUACCGUUGAUGACAUUUACCCGCUUCAGACCAUUGUGAAGGAGCACUACGCGCCCGACCCCAGGCUGCAGGAAAGAGGUGCUCCGUCCGUGGAGGAAGCCUUCCCGAUUGGCCAGCGCGUUGUCUAUACUGGCCCGGGCCAAAACUUCGGUGGUCUGGGCACCGUCGCAGAGCACUUGCCGACCGAGGCAGGCUGCGUGCCUAACGUGCGCGUCGAGCUCGAGACUCAGGAGAACUUCUACCACCUGUCCGAAGUCUCCAGGCGCUUGAACAUUUCGCCCAAGGUGCUCUCGAAGCAUCAGAACAGGAAGAUCAACAUCGGGUUGAGGAUCAAGUUCACGCGCAAGGGUCAGCAGAUGCUGGGCUACACCCAGCGCAUCGAAACGCCUUCGACGAACGGAAUCUCGCGCGGCUAUUGGAUGUACUCGGCUAAGGCCCUCGACCUGGUCUACGAGUUCAUGCAGAGAUUCCCCGACCUCUUCCAGGCGCUCGAGGCCGACGACGCGCAGGAGAUCGAAGUCUUCUCGCCCGAGAUGCUCUUCCCCAACGGCAACGCCGCCGAACGCAUGACAGAGGUGGAGGAGUGGUUGAAGAACCUGGAGACCAACAAUCUGCAACGCGUGCCCAUCGGCUCGAAGGCCAUGCCCAAGGAGGCCGUCAAGACCGUAGAGGAGGAGAGUAAUCGCUACGUGGCCAACAACAACGCGAGGAAGAAGAAGACCGAAUCGACACAAAUGGACAUCCCGCUGGGCGAGAGAGUGAUGAACCUUCGCGACAAUGGCCCUAUCCCGUUCGGCCUCAAGGGCACCGUCACCGGCAUCGUGAACAACCUGCUGGAGGUCGUGUUCGACGAAGAGUUCCUGGGCGGUACCAACCUCGGCAACAGGUGCUCCGACCUCCGUGGCCAGCAGCACAUCCCGGCGACCACGGUGCUCAACCUGGGCCGUGGACACGGUGCCAAGCGUGGUGGCCGCAACUCUGGCCCUCAGCAAAACGCCUGGGCUGCCAAGGCCGACAGGGAGCAGCAGGGUCCCAGAGGUCAGAGCCAGGGCCAGGGCCAGCAGGCGCCUCACCAGCACCACCAGCAGCAGCCCCGCCCCAACCGCGGCGGUCAGGGAGCCGACAAGCCUGUGACCAUUCUCUCCAGUAGGGGUGGUGGAGGAACCGAGAAGAGAGACGUGAGGAAGUCUGGCGACAAGGUCGCCUACAGGCCGAAGCCACAGCCGCAAGGGGAGGAUGGUGCCGCGGUCGAGGGGGCUACCCAGCCGGCACCCGGCAAGAAGGAGCGAUCCAGGAAGAACGGCUCCAAGCCGUCGUCUCUCUCGUCGUCGACCGGCAGCAGCGGCUCCAACAAUGGCCAAAGCACCGAGGAGGAGGUUGCCGAGUACUGGAACAAGCUCCAGUCGCAGCAUUCCGAGCCCGCGGAAGGGGAGGCUGCGGGCACCAAGCCAAGGAGGGAAAGGAGGCGCGGUGGCGGCAAGAGGAAUGCAGCCCACCCUGCUGCCGCGGAACAGCACGCAUCCCCUCAGGGCGCAGCGCCGGCUUACCCGCUCUACUACUACCAGCCUGCACCCAACUUCCCCCCGCAGCCCUACAUGAUGCCCCCGCAGUACCCUGGCGUACCUCCCGCCGCGGCCCUCUAUGGCGGUGUGGCGAUGCCAUUGGCGGGAGCUGGGCCGACUGCCGCCAUCCCCAUCCCGGGGCUGCCCGUUCCCCUUCAAGUACCGCUGCAGCCUGCCAUGGCAGCUGCCCCUCUUAACUGGUAA
Messenger RNA from Acanthamoeba castellanii str. Neff, 4266 nucleotides. RefSeq names its product Exonuclease ii, putative. NCBI's taxonomy places the organism in Eukaryota, Discosea, Longamoebia, Acanthamoebidae. Gene Ontology annotation, molecular function: 5'-3' RNA exonuclease activity; RNA binding. The transcript is spliced from 30 exons. The record is from RefSeq and is a predicted model, not a curated record. Bases 1 to 4266 code for a protein of 1421 amino acids. Gene Ontology annotation, cellular component: nucleus. Gene Ontology annotation, biological process: rRNA catabolic process; nuclear-transcribed mRNA catabolic process.